GAUGGCAAAAAGUUUGUUCUUGGAAUUGAGACGAGUUGUGAUGAUACUGGUGCAGCAGUUGUUGAUGAGAAUGGCAGUGUCAUGGGAGAAGCAAUACAUAAUCAAACUAAAACUCAUGUUCAGAUGGGAGGAAUAAUUCCUCCUCUGGCUCGAGAUCUCCAUGUGCAAAAUAUCAAAGGUGUAGUAGAUACGGCUAUGGAGAGAGCUGGAAUGACAUUAGAGGAUCUCGAUGCAAUAGCAGCAACAGUCAAACCAGGCUUACUGCCUUCACUUCGAGUUGGCCUCAAUCAUGCAAGGGAACUUGUUCGAGAGUCUCGGAAACCUUUCAUCCCCAUUCAUCACAUGGAAGCACAUGCUCUAACAGUCCGAAUGAUAGAAAAUGUAGAGUUUCCAUUCCUUGUUCUCCUGAUCAGUGGUGGUCACUGCCUGCUUGCAGUAGCUCGAGGGGUGGAUGAUUUCCUCCUUCUGGGACAGAGUCUGGAUGACGCCCCUGGAGAUGCAUUCGAUAAGGUAGCAAGAAGACUCAAGUUGAGGAAUAUACCCGAAUUCGAAUCUGUCAGUGGUGGUCAAGCGAUAGAGACGCUUGCAAAACUCGGCAAUGUUGAAGCAGUUCCAUUUGUUGCUGUGAUGGGCCGGAAUAGAAACUGUGACUUCUCUUUUUCUGGCCUCAAGGCCAAGUAUAAGAGGUUAAUAGAAAGUGAGGAGAUCAGGCAAGGUGUUGCAGGAGGCUCUAUCCUUCCAAAUGCGGCCGACAUCUGUGCCUCAUUCCAAUUCCAUGUGCUCCACCAUCUCUCCAAAAGGCUGCAGAGGGCGCUGAUAUUCACAGAGAUGAAUGGUUACCUCCCAGUAGAAAAGACACUGGUUGUGUCGGGUGGGGUAGCCAGUAAUGGUUUUCUGAGACAGGGUCUUGAGAAGAUGUGUAGUCAUUACAACUGUCGUCUUGUCUGUCCUCCACCUAAACUAUGUACAGACAACGGCAUAAUGAUUGCAUGGAAUGGUAUGGAGAAGUUAAAACUCGGUAUCGGAAUGCAAGAUAUCGACUCAGUGGAUGUUCUAGGAAAGUCACAACUUGGGGAGGACAUUUCGCACGAAGUUGAAAAAGCUACGAUAAAAUUACGUUCUGUGAAGUUAUUAUGACAACAAGAAAUGAUUCAGGAAAGAAACUUUUCAUAGACUUCUAUUGUAAUAAAAGUUAUAUCAAGUUUAUGUGAGAACAUAUUUUCUAGUUGCCCAUUCUUGGUCUUGUGCAUGCCCCUCCUCCUUGCAUCUUGAUUGGGUAAUGCUGAUGAUAACACCCCACGCAUUUUACAGUGAACCAUCAUAAAAUUUAGGUUUCACUAGGUUAAAUUCGUUAUAACCAUGUGUCACAUUUUUCUGAGACACCCAGUAUACACUGGUCUAUGGUUGAAUUUUAGUUCCUCCAUAAUCUGAUAGAUGGCCAUGUCACUGUUUGUCACAUGUCAAUCAUGUGAUCCA
Messenger RNA from Lineus longissimus, 1476 nucleotides. RefSeq names its product tRNA N6-adenosine threonylcarbamoyltransferase, mitochondrial-like. NCBI's taxonomy places the organism in Eukaryota, Metazoa, Nemertea, Pilidiophora, Heteronemertea, Lineidae. The transcript has 9 exons. Gene Ontology annotation, biological process: tRNA threonylcarbamoyladenosine modification. Gene Ontology annotation, cellular component: mitochondrion. The coding region runs from base 82 to 1137 and encodes 351 amino acids. The record is from RefSeq and is a predicted model, not a curated record.